UCUAGAAAAACAAAAAAAAUUCUAUCCUAUUGAAUCGAAACGGUUGAGAACCCGUCAGUUAUGAGUUAUGUUGCCAUCCAUGUUGCCAUCCGUAAUCAUGGGUCCUUCACAAUGUCACCUUGCGUGCAAAUCCAGAGACGGAUGAAGUCGAUGUUCAAAAUUUGUGAGCAGAUCACCAAUCUGUCAUCAUCAGAAUUGUCUAGUGAUAGCACGCAUGUUGGCAUCCUAGCUACAGCUGCUCUUGCAGCGGCAAACAAUAGCCCCUUUACUGUGUUCUAUAAUUUAAAGUCCACGUAAUAAAAAAUUUAUGAAAAUGUGAACUGAUAUUUGGUGUUAUGGCAAUACCAACCCUGUUAGUGGAAAAGAAAAUUGUUUUUUUGUGCUUAUUUUUGUUUAAGAUAGUGCUGUUACGUAUUAGUAAAAUGGAUAUUAUAUUGAGAUUUUAUUUAA
Molecule: messenger RNA, 450 nt
Organism: Durio zibethinus
Lineage: Eukaryota; Viridiplantae; Streptophyta; Magnoliopsida; Malvales; Malvaceae
Source: RefSeq, a predicted model, not a curated record